Messenger RNA from Oncorhynchus tshawytscha (Chinook salmon), 1368 nucleotides. RefSeq names its product thioredoxin-like protein 1. The coding region runs from base 134 to 1003 and encodes 289 amino acids. Lineage: Eukaryota; Metazoa; Chordata; Actinopteri; Salmoniformes; Salmonidae. The transcript has 8 exons. The record is from RefSeq and is a predicted model, not a curated record.
GUCAAGGAACUCAGGAAAGUGUUUUGAUUCGAGAGAGGAGUUGAGUUUUGGACAGUGUCUAUACAGUGUGACACUGUUUUCUAUAUAAUCGGACGUAAAUAAAAUACUAUAUUUACAGUUGUAUUCUGUAAAAAUGGUCGGGGUAAAAGUAAUCGGGAAUGAUUCAGAAUUUCAACCUGAGUUAACAGCCGCCGGUUCCAGACUUGCCGUAGUGAAGUUCACAAUGGCAGGGUGUCGACCCUGUGUCAGAAUAUCCCCUGCUUUCAACAUGUUGAGUAACAAGUACCCACACGUGGUUUUCCUUGAAGUCGAUGUACACGUCUGUCAGGCAACGGCUGCCGCCAACAACAUCUCUGCCACGCCGACGUUUUUGUUUUUCCGUAACAAAGUGCGCGUCGACCUGUAUCAGGGUGCAGAUGCCUCAGGACUAGAGGAGAAGAUCAAGCAGCAUGUAGAAAACGACCCUGGAAGCAACGAGGACUCGGACAUUCCCAAGGGAUAUAUGGACCUGAUGCCGUUUGUGAACAAAGCUGGCUGCGAGUGCCUAAACGAGAGCGACGAGAGCGGCUUUGAAAACUGCUUAGUCAAGGACACCACCUACCUGGAGUCCGACUGCGAUGAGCAGCUCCUUGUUACGAUGGCCUUUAACCAACCUGUCAAGCUGUACUCCAUGAAGCUGCAGACCUCUGACUUCGCCCAGGCACCAAAGUGUGUGAAGAUCUUCAUUAACCUUCCUCGCUCCAUGGACUUUGACGAUGCUGAGCGGAGCGAGGCCACCCAGACCCUGGACCUGGCCGAGGAGGACUUCAAGGACGACGGGUUGAUUCCGCUGAGAUAUGUCAAGUUCCAGAACGUUCAGAGCGUCACCAUGUUUGUGAAGAACAAUCAAGGGGAUGAAGAGACGACUAAAAUAAAUUACCUUACUUUUAUUGGGACCCCUGUACAAGCAACAAACAUGAAUGACUUCAAAAGGGUUGUGGGCAAGAAAGGAGAGAGUCACUGAGACGGCGGAGAGGAGAGGAGAGGAGAAGAAUGGCCAUAUUGCUGUGGUGAUCGCUGUCUGUCUGCCAAGGCUGCUGGAUGGGUCCGGCUCAGAGUCAGCUCUACUGUAAUACAGCACUGACCAACAACCAUGUGUCCCAAAUGGCAACAUAUUCCCUUUCAUAGUGCACUGCUUUUGGACCCUUUUUUAUAGUACAAUACUUGUUUUUGGACCUGGUAUCCCAUCCUGAAGUUAGGGCUUUGAUUCGGGAUCCAAAGACAUGUCUGAGAUCGAAAGUAGUGCACUAUGUAGGGAAUAGGGUUCUAUAGGGUCCUGGUCUAAAGUAGUGUACUAUAUAGGGAAUAGGGUUCUAUAGGGUCCUGGUC